UCUCCGCUCCGCUCCGUUCGGCGGGGAUGUGCGGCCGCACCGCCUGCUCCCUGGCCGCCGACAACCUCCGCCGGGCCUGCGCCUACCGCGACCGGCGGGGCCGGCGGCGGGAGCCCGAGUGGAUCCGCGCCGAGCGGUACCGGCCCUCGUACAACAAGGGCCCGCAGUCCAGCGGCCCGGUGCUGCUGUCCCGCCGGCACCUCCAGCAGGAUGCUGACUCCUCUGAGCGGGUCCUCAUGGACAUGCGCUGGGGCCUGGUUCCCUCCUGGUUCAAACAGGACGACCCCUCCAAAAUGCCGUUUAACACCUCCAACUGCCGCAGUGACACCAUGAUGAGCAAGGCCUCCUACAAGGGUGCUCUGCUCAAGGGCAAGCGCUGCGUGGUCCUGGCUGAUGGCUUCUAUGAGUGGCAGCAGCAGAGCGGGGGGAAGCAGCCGUAUUUCAUCCACUUCCCCCAGAGCAAGGACACUGCGGCUGGGGAGGAGGAGGGAGAUGAGGAAUGGAAAGGAUGGAGGUUGCUCACCAUGGCCGGGAUCUUCGACUGCUGGGAGCCACCGGCAGGAGGAGAAGCGCUGUACACGUACACCAUCAUCACUGUGGAUGCCUCCAAGGACCUGAGCUUCAUCCAUCACAGGAUGCCAGCCAUCCUGGAUGGGGACGAUGCCAUCACAAAAUGGCUGGAUUUUGCUGAAGUACCAACCCAGGAAGCGGUUAAACUCAUCCAGCCCAUAGAGAACAUUGUUUUCUACCCGGUCUCCACCUUUGUCAACAGCAUCCGCAACAACGCACCCGAGUGCCUGGCACCCAUCGAGCUGGGAGCCAAGAAGGAGGCCAAAGGCACCCCCAGCAGCCAAGUGAUGCUGGGCUGGUUGAAGAACUCCCAGGAGGGCUCUUCCCAGAAGAAAGAAAACGAUUUGCCCAAGGGGAUGAGGCAGUUCAGCCACAGCCCUUCCCCCAGGAAAACCAGUGCAGGAAUCCUGCAGCAGUGGCUGGGGAAGGAGGGGGAGCCGCCAGCCAAGAAGCACAAGGGUUAGGCCCAGCUGGACCCCAGCAUCCUUCCUCCUCCUGGUCUCCCGAAGCACAAGGAAUGGUGUUUUUGGGAGGCUUUGUGGGUGGUGUUGAGAUUCUCGGAGCCUCUCAGGUGUUGAUCCAAGACUCUAGGUUGUUAUCUGUGUUCUCGGUGUUUUGUUAAAGGCUGAUGUUUGUCUUUAAAGGUUUUGGCUUUGCCUGGUGCUGAUGGGAGAGGAUGUAACCUGCUGGCCUCCCUCCAGCCAUUCACUUGUGCCAAGCACAGAUAAAGCCCUUAGAAGCUUCUGAGCCUGCCAGGGAGGAGCCGCUGCUGCCUGCUGACAGUGCUCAUAGUUCACUCUUCUGUUCCCUUUUACUUCGGUAUCAAACUAACGCCUCUUUUCUGUUUCAUUCCUUGUUGGUUCUAUACAAACUCCUUCCUAAAGCCCUCACCCUCUGUGGUACUGAGGAGCACGCACUAAACACCAGGAGGAAAGCCUGGAGUCAUCCCAUGCUGCAGCACGUGCAUCCCUGGCUCCAAACCCAGGAGCUGUGUGAGGGGAGCCCGGGGCAGCGCGUCUGGGUCACGUUGUUCCUGCAAUCCUUUGUUAAUGGGAUUUGAAGGCUCGGGGUGGAUUUUCCUGGUGUGCUCAGGGCUGAUGCUCCGGCUCACACAGGGCGCGCAGGAAGGCUCAGCUCACCAAAGUGCUGCUGCACAGCAAUGCUGAGCACUUGGGUUUGAGGUCAGGGAUUUUGUGCACAGCCAGAUGUUACAGACCAAAAGCCUUACACAGUGGGACCCUUGGUGGAAAGCACCGAUUCACUGCUGUUGGAAGCAAUAAAAUGGGAGUUCACUGCUUCACUGCACAA
Molecule: messenger RNA, 1878 nt
Organism: Neopsephotus bourkii (Bourke's parrot)
Lineage: Eukaryota; Metazoa; Chordata; Aves; Psittaciformes; Psittacidae
Gene: HMCES
Product: 5-hydroxymethylcytosine binding, ES cell specific
Exons: 6
Coding region: 27-1034 (335 amino acids)
Biological process (GO): DNA damage response
Molecular function (GO): single-stranded DNA binding
Source: RefSeq, a predicted model, not a curated record